UGCAGGCACUGAUCACUCCGACAGAAAACAGAGACACCAGGAGUCAUUCUUUAUAAUGAAAAACAUGAUAUCAAGUCUUCUGCUUCUCCUGUUCUUCCAAGGAAUUGGAAGAACUUCAUCAGAUCAUUUCUGUGCCCAUCAGAUCAGAACCAUCAGAGUGACUGAGGGACAAUCCAUUACCAUCCCCUGUACAUUCACUUAUAACAGAAACAUAUAUGAUAAGGGGAUCAGAAUUGAUUGGGGAGUCAGUACCGGGAGAGGGUGUUGGGAGUCUGACACUUCCUAUGAUAUAUUAUCUAUCAGUAAAUACUCUGGGAGAAUCUUCAGGCUGGACCCUCCCUAUGGGAACAAUUCAGCAUCAAUCACUAUCCACAGGCUGAGACCAACUGAUGGGCCAGUGAUCUGCUGCAGAGUAGAGGCAUCUGGAGGAUCUGUACCCCCCUAUACCUGGAACAAUAGAUAUGGGACCCUGCUGAUCUUUUCUGAACCUGCUCAGAUCUCUGUGGAACAGCUGGAUGUGAUUCCUGCCCUCCCAGGAGAAACCAUCACUAUCCCCUGUUAUGUACAUUAUCCUCCUGGUACCCGUGAGACACUGCAGACAGUUACCUGGAGAAAGGGACCACGUCCAGUCUGUAUAAGUGAAUCUCACCCACUAGAUACACAAGAUAAAACUGGUCGUUACUCAGUGGUGGAUUUCCCAACUGAUGUCUCCCUGCAAAUUAACAGAGUCCAGAGAGAAGAUUCAGGAUAUUACUGCUGCAUUGUGAGAACAUCUAAAGGAGAAAAUAACAUCAGAUCUGGCACUGAGCUGGUUAUUGAAGAGCAAAGCACCCAACAAGAAUUAGACAUCCGUCAGUCCCAUAAUACCACAGUGUCAGAAGGAGACUCAGUCACCCUCAACUGCUCAUUUCACUCUACACAGACUCCAUUAUGGGCCUGGAUUUACUGGAGAGUGGGGAGUCCCACAGGGGAUUAUGUCUAUCACCCCAACAAACAAAUGGUUCAUUCCAGUUUCAAAGGAAGAACAGAGUUAAGAGGACAAGCGGAUCUUCAUAUAGAGGGGGUGCAAAGAAAUGAUUCAGACACUUAUUACUGUAUCGUGAUCUUCCAGUAUUGUGCUGCCAAUUCUCUACACAAAUCAUUUUUUAACUAUGGACAAGGGACUAGACUGGAUGUUAUAGAAGCUGAAUUUCCACUUAUUAUCAUUCUUUCUGUUGUCCUUAUUUUGAUUGUCCUCUCUGGAAUUCUGAUAUUCCUGUUGUACAAAGGUUUCAUUUGCAAGAAGGAAAGCCCUCUUAUCCAUAUUCAAGAGAACAAACCAGAAGAUAAAGGGAAUGUUCUCUAUGAAACAAUAGAAGAGAUUAAGAAAAGUGACCAGGACACUCAAGGGGUUGUCUAUGUCCAACUCAACAUGAAACCAAUGGAACAAGCAAGGUCACAUGAUGAGCCCAAGAAAGAGCCAGAGAUCUUUUAUGCCAGUUUAAAUAAGUGAUGAGUUAGCAGGAGGGUAAGGGAUAAUAAUGGUAGUAAAAUAAGUCUUUACGUGGAAUUGCUGUGAUGAUAAGUAUCUUAGCACCUGUGAUUAUACUCACUGUCUGCACUUUAAUAGCCUUUAACUUCAUGGCUACACUCCCACUUUUUCCUUGAUACAGCAGGGAGCAUCAAGUUGGAAUAGCCAAGAGACAAAGACUAAAGCUGCCCAUGCCUGGAUAUUACUCUUCGGGACACCUAAGCUGCCAGGUCCUAGCACCCACCUGCCUUCCUUCAUGGUCACACCCUGCAAAGGUAUCUCAUGUGCUGGAGUGCUUGGGAGCUGCAGCUCCCCAGUACCCCUAUAAUGUAGCUGGGCAGCAUGCCACCCUAGACCCAGGCAUUUGUGGCCUUGAGACAAUUGAAGCUAGCCAUACAGAGUCCAGACCAAGGGGCAAAUUCACUAAAGGACGAAGCGCCUAACGCUAGCGUUAAUUCGCUAGCAUAGCGCAUUUCCGU
This is a messenger RNA of Xenopus laevis (African clawed frog), 1989 nucleotides long. RefSeq lists its product as uncharacterized. The transcript has 9 exons. The coding region runs from base 56 to 1492 and encodes 478 amino acids. The record is from RefSeq and is a predicted model, not a curated record. Lineage: Eukaryota; Metazoa; Chordata; Amphibia; Anura; Pipidae.